GGCCGAGCCUUGGAGCUUUGCGCGCCUGCGUCUGUUCGACGGUACACGCUGCAUGCUGGCGCAGCCCGGCCACCCCCGAGUCACGCGUAACUUGUCCUGGACGGCAUUUCCCACAGGUUGGGUCCCACAGGCCUUUUUUAUGCCUGUGCUUGUGUGCUCUGCCGCAGCGGAGCUCCAUCGCAACCGAAGCCCCCCUCCCCUGCCUCUGGCCUCCUCCGGCGAGCGCGCCACAUCGUGAUUGGUCAGCUUUUGCGCGACCAGCUUGACGUCCUGUUUACCUCGCCAGCUGCCGACCUCACUUUCCUUCCAUCUUUUCUUCUCGUGUCUGGCGUCCAGCCUCCCCUUCAUCAUCGUGCCGUGAUCGCAACCUGUAGGCGACCCUGCCUGGUAGCCCCCGCGCCCGCGCCCUCUUUCCCUCAUCCCCAUUUCCUCUCUGUAAGCUCGAGGAGCUCGCACCCACGCGCGCGAGCAACUCCCAGUCCACCAUGCCCAUGGAACUGCGCAAGCGCAAGGCGCCGGCUCCGCCGCCUGCGCCAGCAGCCAAGAAGCCAGCCAGGGCGGCCAAGGCCGCCUCUGAGGCCAAGGAAAAGGUCGAGUCGAAGGCGGCUGCCAAUGGUGCGGCCAACAAGCAGCCCGCCGUCGGCGACACCAUCGCCCUCGACGGUUUCGGCGGCGAGAUCGAGACCAACGACGGCACCAAGACCACCCUCAAGGCCCUUGUCGAGGAAAGCAAGGCCGGCGUCGUCCUCUUCACAUACCCAAAGGCUUCCACCCCGGGCUGCACCCGCCAAGCCUGCCUCUUCCGCGACGCCUACGACGCGCUGACGGCCGCCUCGGGCCUCGCCAUCUACGGCCUGUCGGCCGACUCGCCCAAGGCCAACACGACCUUCAAGGAGAAGCAGAAGCUGCCCUACCCGCUGCUGUGCGACCCGCAGGCGACGCUGAUCGGCGCCGUCGGGCUCCGCAAGGCGCCCAAGGGCACCACGCGCGGCGUGUUCGUCGUCGACAAGGCCGGCCGCGUGCUCGCGGCCCAGGCCGGCAGUCCCGAGGGCACCCUUAAGGUCGUCCAGGAGGUCGUGGAGCGGCUGGCGGGCGCCGGUAACGGAGAGGGGAAGGCGGAGGCGGAGCAGGAGGGUGAGAAGAAGAAGGCGGAGGUGGGGGAGGCGGUGGAGCAGGCGGAGAAGGUGGAGGCGGAGAAGGGCGCGGAGAAACCGGAGCAGGCGGCGCCUGGCGAGGAGGUCAAGGAGAAGGCGAAUGGGGAGAAGAAGGAGGAGAAGAAGGAGGAGGAGAAAAAGGAGGAGGAAAAGAAGGAGGAGAAGUAGGCGGGUAAGACCAUUGUGGGAGGGAAAUACGGAAUGCUGGGUUUCUUCAAUCUAGUCUAGGAUGGCCGAGGUGUCUGGGUUUAAAGGGUGGAUGGAAUUCAGCGGUUGUGUAUAUCAUGCUUUGUUUUUGCUCUUUCUGAUCGCGAUAGCCAAUGAAGCGUUUCUGUCUUUGCCCGACUCUGCCUGUGCAAUCCCGCUAUCCGACCGGAAACCCUACUUCUGUUCCCCAGACGUAAUUAUCACACGCCCGCUCCCCCAACCUCCUCAGUGACUCUUGCCUCCCUCAUCCGGCGGUCGUCGCUGCUGCUGCUGCGCUUCACGGCUGACCUUCUAUGU
This is a messenger RNA of Thermothielavioides terrestris NRRL 8126, 1658 nucleotides long. RefSeq lists its product as uncharacterized. Gene Ontology annotation, biological process: cellular response to oxidative stress; cell redox homeostasis. The transcript is spliced from 2 exons. NCBI's taxonomy places the organism in Eukaryota, Fungi, Ascomycota, Sordariomycetes, Sordariales, Chaetomiaceae. The record is from RefSeq and is a predicted model, not a curated record. Gene Ontology annotation, cellular component: cytoplasm. The coding region runs from base 486 to 1322 and encodes 278 amino acids. Gene Ontology annotation, molecular function: thioredoxin peroxidase activity.